GGAGAAUACAAACCUCAGUUUUUACAGAAUAACUUCAGAUAAGACGCAAGCUAGUGCACACAGAAGAAAACAAUGGGUAGCAGCGAUUCGUAGAGACAAAUGGCCAGAAAGUCAGAUAAAUAAUGCACGUUUAUGCAGUGAGCAUUUCACCACAGGUAUCAAGGCUUUUUAUUUUUUUGAUCUGUAGCUAGCUAGCUAGCUAGUUUAGCUUCUUUUUACUUUAAAAACAUUUUUUUAUUAAGGAAAAAAAUCGGAUGACCCAAACCACAUAGAUUAUGUGCCAACAUUAUUUUCCUUCUCAAAAACCCCAGAGAAAAGAAUCAGAGAGUCGUUGGGACGAUAUGAAAGGUUACAAAAAAGGCAGCGAGUUGAACCAGAAAGUGAUGAACAAGAAGUAGAGGAUAUGAUGGUGGAAGAUGAAACGACUUCUACUCUAGUAGAUGCUGCAACACAAACAGAAAACAAAGUAUCUGCACGAGAAAAGAUGCUAAAAUCGGAGCUGUGUAAAAGUAAAUUUAGAGAAAAUAAACUGAAAGUUCAACUGCAACAAACGCAAGCAAAAUUGAAAGCUGUGAAGCGUAAAUUGUUAGACUAUGAUAAUAUCAAAGAAAAAAGGUUAAACUUCUUGACAGGAAUUCGAAAACCUGCAUUAUUUGAAUGGUUACUAGAAAUUGUAUCUCGAACAGCCAAGAAAGUUUUAAUUACUUUCUCAGCCGAAAAUCACCUUUUACUUGUAUUAAUGAAAUUGAAACUUGGUAAUAUAAACAAAGAACUUGCUCUUCAUUUCAAUAUAAGUGAAGGUCAAGUGUCCACAAUUUAUAGAACUUGGCUUCCUGAAAUUUCAGAUAUUUUAAAAAAUUUAAUUGUUUGGCCAGAAAGGGAAGCUCUGAGAGCAAAUCUCCCUAGCUGCUUUAAAAGUUUUAAAAAUUGUGUUAGUAUAAUCGACUGUACAGAGAUUUUUAUUGAAAGGCCGUUAAACCUAAAUGCCAGAGCACAAACUUAUUCAAAUUAUAAAUCGCACAAUACAAUAAAGUAUUUAAUUGGAAUUACUCCAGCUGGUGCUGUUAGUUUUCUUUCGUCAGGUUGGGGUGGAAAAGCUUCGAAUAAAGUAAUUACAAUUGAAUCAGGUUUUUUAAAUUUUUUAACACAUGGUGACUGUGUUCUUGCAGAUCGAGGCUUUUUGGUGGAAGAAAAACUUGCUACGAGAGGGGCUGUUUUGCGCAUAUCAGCUUUUACUAGAGAAAAAAACCAAAUGUCUGCCAAAGAUGUCGACAUAUCGCGCCAAAUAGCACAUGUCCUAAUACAUGUAGAAAGAGUCAUUGGACGUUUAAAAAAAUUUUUAAUUUUAUCUUCCACAAUACCAAUUUCACAAGUGGAUUUAAUUGACGAUGUUAUGGUGUCAAUUGCAGGUCUUGUAAAUUUAAAUUUAAGUGUUGUGAGCAAAUAA
Molecule: messenger RNA, 1447 nt
Organism: Hydractinia symbiolongicarpus
Lineage: Eukaryota; Metazoa; Cnidaria; Hydrozoa; Anthoathecata; Hydractiniidae
Exons: 2
Coding region: 404-1447 (347 amino acids)
Source: RefSeq, a predicted model, not a curated record